Aspergillus steynii IBT 23096 is the source of this 2368-nucleotide messenger RNA. RefSeq names its product GTP-binding protein YchF. The transcript has 6 exons. Gene Ontology annotation, molecular function: ATP binding; GTP binding; ATP hydrolysis activity. NCBI's taxonomy places the organism in Eukaryota, Fungi, Ascomycota, Eurotiomycetes, Eurotiales, Aspergillaceae. Gene Ontology annotation, cellular component: cytoplasm. The coding region runs from base 450 to 2201 and encodes 583 amino acids. The record is from RefSeq and is a predicted model, not a curated record.
GCUGAUUUGAUUCUUGCGCCUGUACCAUAUGUCUACGGUCUACCGCGUCUACUUGGCUUACGGAGUCUCUUUCAAGAUGGGAUCAGGUGAUGCCAGGGCUUGUAGAUCACGUGGGCGGUGAGCCGACCGACGAUUAGCGAGGCAUCGUCCAGUCUGAUUCUGCUGCUGAGAGGUACUUCCUCUACACCUGACCUCCCUUGUACUCCCAAGUCUCUGCUGUAAACCCGCCCACGUCAUUGGGCCCAACCGCCACUCUGCCUCCCUCCCGCCCCUCCGUCUUUCUUUUCCUUUCUUUUCCCCUCUUCUCCCCCUCGGUUCGCUCUGCAGCUGGUCCUGCUUUGGCUGCGCGCUUCCAUUCUCUGCCCCGCGUCGCUUCUCCCUCGCUCUCCUCCCGUCCCUCUCUCUCCCUCCGUCACUACUCCAGCAAAAAGAAAUCCAAGUCCAAGAAAAUGCCUCCCAAGAAGGCCGUCGUGCAAGAGAAGGUGCUCCUGGGCCGUCCAGGAAACAAUCUGAAGAGUGGUAUCGUUGGUCUGGCCAACGUCGGUAAAUCGACACUGUUCCAAGCCAUCACCAAGUCGUCGCUGGGUAACCCGGCCAACUUCCCCUAUGCCACCAUCGAUCCCGAAGAGGCGCGCGUUGUCGUCCCCGACGAGCGAUACGAUUGGUUGUGCGAGCACUACAAGCCCAAGUCGCAGGUCCCUGCCAACUUGACGGUCUACGAUAUCGCCGGUCUGACCCGUGGCGCCUCCACCGGUGCCGGUCUGGGUAACUCCUUCUUGUCGCACAUCCGUGCCGUCGACGCCAUCUUCCAGGUCGUCCGAUGCUUCGAUGACGCCGAGAUCAUUCACGUCGAGGGUGACGUCGACCCCAUUCGGGAUCUGACCAUCAUCAACGAGGAGCUGCGCAUCAAGGAUAUCGAGUUCACCGAGAAGGCUCUGGAGGCCCUCGGCAAGCAGACGCGACGUGGUGGUCAGACUCUGGAGAUGAAGAAGCUCCGUGAGGAAGAGGCCACCGUCGCCAAGGUGCUGGAGUUCCUGAAGGAGGGCAAUGACGUCCGAAAGGGCGAGUGGGGUCCUAAGGAGGUCGAGGUCAUCAACCCUCUCAUGCUUCUCACUGCUAAGCCCGUUGUCUACCUAGUCAACCUGAGUGAGCGGGAUUACAUCCGCCAGAAGAACAAGUAUCUUCCCAAGGUCUUCGAGUGGAUCAAGGCCAACUCUCCCGGUGACCCUCUGAUCCCCAUCUCGGUGGCGUUCGAGGAGCGUUUGACUCGCCUUGAGAGCGACGCCCAGGUUGAGGAGGAGUGCAAGCAGCUGAACACCAAGUCCUCGCUGCCCAAGGUCAUCACCACCAUGCGUCAGGUGUUGAACCUGGCCAGUUUCUUCACCACCGGUGCCGAUGAGGUGCGCCAGUGGACCAUCCGAAAGGGUAUCAAGGCGCCCGCCGCUGCUGGUGUCAUUCACACCGACUUCGAGAAGACCUUCAUUCAGGCCGUUGUCUACAACUACAACACCCUGAAGGAGUACGGUGACGAAGGUGCCGUCAAGUCUGCCGGUAAGGUGAUGACCAAGGGUAAGGAUUACGUCGUGGAAGAUGGCGACGUGCUCCUGAUCAAGGCGGGUGCUGCUCGUGCUCCAUCCAUCUCCAACCAAGUCACAAUGUUCAAGAAAGAUAUUCCCCCGAGCACCCGCUCGAAGGUCAAGUCGUCCGUGCAGCGCGGUCUGCGCCAACGCUUCGUCGAAGCGCACCCCGGUUUCGAGCCGUUUAUCGAAGAGAUCCUGCCCAAGAAGGCCCAGUUGGAUGCGGUUAAGCUACCCGACAAAUGCACCCUCUACACCAUCGACUCCUCCCCCCUCUUCUUCCAACCCCUCGACGGCCCUCCCCUGCCUCACCUACGCCUCGUCCACGCCUACCCCUCCGCGCUUCCCACCGUGCAGAUCGACCGCGGCGCGAUCCGCUUCGUGUUGUCCGGCGCGGCGCUGAUGGCCCCCGGCCUGACGUCCGCGGGCGGCCGACUCCCCGACGCCGAGCACAAGCUGGAGAAGGGCGACGUGGUGGCGGUGCUGGCGGAGGGCAAGGAGACGGCGUGCUUGGUGGGGUCGUUGAAGGCCGGCACCGAGGAGAUUAAGAGUAAGCCGAAGGGGGUGGCGAUUGAUGAGGGGCAUUAUUUGGGAGAUGGGCUGUGGAGGAUGAGUUUGGAUUGAUUGAUUUGAUUUGCAGUGGGGUUGGGGGAUGAAAUGAGUAUUAUUUACUUUUUAUGACUGUUCUCAUGAUGAUGAGGGAAUUGAUUUGAAUAAUAGAUUUUACUUGCAUUUGUUACGUUCUGUCCUUAGAUGUUGGUUGGAGGUAAGUUAGGGUGUGAAAACCAUAU